AUGACACCCAAAAAGAAUGUGACCCCAAAGAAGCCAGUCUCUAAGACUCCACCUAAACCAGUUGGUUCUAGUGGUUCAUCACCUAAGACAGUAGCAAAGAGAUUUAGGGAUGGAAAAACAUUUACUCAACAAACACAAGCUAGUGUAGCUGAGAAUAAUCCUGUUUUGGAAUCUAGUGUAGCUGAACCUGAAGAAUUGACUCAACACAGUAAUGCUGGCGGAGCUGAACAAGUUAAUGAGAUACCUGGAUUUGAGGAAUUUUUCAAUCAUGACUUUUGGGUUGAAGCUACAACACAGGCAGAAGCGGUGGAAGAUUUGUUUGCAGUUUCCCAAGAGUACAAGAAAAGUGAUGAGUAUGUCAUGCACUUGAAGAAUAUAGAAGAAGAUGAAUGUAAUCCUGAUGAUGAGUAUGUCUUGAACAAUAUAUCAGACAAAGAUAGUGAAGAGAAAGAUAUCAAGAGUUACAAAAAGUUUCUACAAAAAGUUGAGAAUGGGUAUCUUUCGGAUGGUACUGCAAGUGAGAGAAGUGAUGAUGGUGCAAGUGAUGAUAAGGAUACUGCAAGUGAUGGUGAUGAUGCUGAAAGUGAUGGUGGUGAUCCAAACUUUGGAGAGGUGGAGGUUGAGAAUGACAAGGAAGAGGACCAUUAUGGGGACUUGGUCUCUGACAGAGAAGAAAAAGAAAGAAACAAGACUGAUGGGCCUAUAUGUUCAAACCCUCAUGAUAACACCCAGUUUGAGGAAGACCAUGCACAACAUUUUAAGGAGGAAGAAGCUGAGGAGAUGUUCCCUGAGGGAGUUACUUUUCAACAAGUGGAUCCUUACAUCCUAGUGAAGGGAAGCAAGUUUGUCAGCAAGAAAGCAUUCCAGAAGCAUUUGAGAGGCUACUGUGUAAUCCUGUGA
This is a messenger RNA of Papaver somniferum (opium poppy), 900 nucleotides long. RefSeq names its product glutamic acid-rich protein-like. The coding region runs from base 1 to 900 and encodes 299 amino acids. The record is from RefSeq and is a predicted model, not a curated record. NCBI's taxonomy places the organism in Eukaryota, Viridiplantae, Streptophyta, Magnoliopsida, Ranunculales, Papaveraceae. The transcript has 4 exons.